AUGGCGAGCCUUCCCAAAGAGCCCCGAGAGGAUGCCAGGAAACAGAGCUUCUGGAUGGUGAGGAUUAUUAAAAAGUAACGCCUGAGAGAAAAAACUCCACUCCUGUUUGUGAAUGUGUAAGUUACCACCUUCGACUUCACCAUCUUUUUCCUCCUUCCAGCCAGGGAAUUAUGUGCGCACGGUGCACCGGACCGAGCAGUCCUACCAGGCCUGUAAUGACAUUGUGGCCUGUUUCAUGGAGAGAGCAAAAGUGGAGAAACAGUACGCCCAGCAGCUCAGCCAGUGGAGCAGCAAGUGGAAGUCCAUUGUGGAUUCCCGUAAGUCUGAGAAACAGAGAACAUGCAUUCCCAGACCUUUCUCAUCAUGUCAGCUUUCAUCAAGUUAAAAUCACAGCUUGAUUCCUCGGGGCUGCACAUGUAUUUAUUUGAAACUUUCCAGCAGACAAAUGGAGAUCAUUAUUUCUCGAUUGGUUCCAUGACUAACCUCUGCGUCCUCUGUCAGGUUAUUCCUCACUCCUUUUUUUUCUACUCUGCCAGGGCCGCUCUAUGGCUCCCUCAUGAAGGCCUGGCAGUGUUUCUUCUCCUCCACCGAGCGUCUCUCUGCCCUCCACACCUCCAUAUCCCAGUCGCUGGUCACAGAGGAAGGGGAGCGGGUGAAGACAUGGCAGAAGGAGAUAUUCCCAAAAAAAAUCUUCUGUGGGUUCAAGGAGAGCUACGACAACAAUACCAGCUUCUCUAAAGCACAGAAACCCUGGUCCAAAAAGAUCACGAAGGUCAUUUGUCAUUAAGACUCUUGUGUGUGCGUGUUUGUGUGUAAUGUGUGUUUGCAUACUGCCUAAACUGGAUAAAAACCAGUGAUGGAGGUUAAGAUUAAAUGGUCACGCAAUGCCCACUUGCUAGUUUUGCUUUCAACUGGGCAUCAGCAUCAAAUGGAGUUUAAUUAUUCCAACUCGAAUUGCUUAUAAGUAUCAUGAGUUUAUACUAACCAUUAACACUGGUGCCAACAGCACUGAUGCACAAAAAUUUCGCUAUAUCGAAAGGUGACAUGGAUGCAUUGUUUUUGCACGGGGCUUUGAUUACCUUCCCCUUGGGAUUUUCCAUUUUUUAAUAAUUAAUAUUGUUGAAAUAGUUGCAGGUGAAAUGGACCAGACUUAUUUUUGUGGUCUGAUUUAAUUUGAUUUGUUUUAAGGUGUGAGAUCAGGUUGUCCUUGGAAACAUACUGAUGUCAAGAAUGUUGCUAUGGUAUUAACCAAUCAGAAUCGAGUAUCCAAUAGAGCUGUGAUAAGACAUGUUGAUGAGAGCUUCAAACUUUGUGGGGAUCAUUAACCACAAAUUGGCAUUUUAAGUUACAGCUUAAUGUAUUUUGAAAAACCAGAUGCCAUGUUUUCAUUCAUGCUGGUAAAAUGUGAUUCUGAAUCGUGCAGCAUGUCAUAGUGGGAUGCUUGAGCUGUUUGCAUUACAGAUAAUUUUGAUUUUGCAGCAAAACCCUUUUUUGUCUCACUCAAAUAACAAGUAGUCUUUUAAAAUACUUGACAACUUCAAGAAACUAGUAGUCCUGAAAUUCUUUGAAGGAGUUCUGUUUAUCUUUGCACAGAACCAGACUAGCUGUUUUACCCAGUUUACAGUAUUUUAGCCAGACUAAUUUAAUUGUAUUGUAAGAGCAAUUUGUUGUAUUUUCUUUAGGGUUUGUGUUUUGAAACUUAUUUCCUUUGUAUUGUCCUGGUGCCACACCAGGUGGCGUGAAGUCCUGUAUUUUGUUCGCUAUAAAUAGAAGAAGAUACAAUUAGUGGCAGGCGUGUUGGUAGCUGGAGAAGCAAACAGUAUUUUGACCAUCAUUAUCGUCAUCAUCGUCAUUAACAUCAACGUUGUUGCCAUUUGUUUGAAAUUGCCUUUGUCUUUAUUUUGCAUUUGGUUUCUUUAACAAAAGAAGAAGAAUAAACAAAGACAAUGCGACUUGGACGAACUGUUUAAUUUACACUGAGAAACACAAAGCCACAGAGGAUACGUCAACUGUAUACCUGGCGAUAGUACACCUCAGUGGCUCUCAGGAUAAUUUCAGCAGGAAAAAUUAUGUAAAUUACAUUUAUAUUUAGGCCUUUAUUUAUUUUAAAUCUAAUGCACAAUUAGAGAAAAGAGGAAUGAAUCUUGGUAGGACAAUCACAAAUAUUUUCUUAAUUUAAUCAAUUUUUACUUGAAGUGAAUAAAAGAUUUGUUUGGAUGUUUAUUCAACAGCUGGAGAAGGCCCGUGUUGCAUACCACAAGUGCUGUCAAAGGGAGGCAACAGCCCUGGAGAAAGAGAAACAAGCAAAUGAAAACGCUGAGAUGAGCCCGGAGAAGAAGCAGAAAUUCACAGAUACCAGAGAGAAGAUCACAGAGGAGAAGGAAAAGGUGAGGAGGGGUGUCAGCACACUGCAGCAUUUCACUCUGAGUCAUACAUGCAUAAUAACUGUGUCAUUCACAAGUCCUAAUUCACAACAUGCUGUAAUGUGAAACAUGUUAUCCCCUAAAGUUAGUUUGUCUCACUUUGCAUGUCAUGAUAUUUAUCCACUGGAGGAAUUAUCAGCUCUAAACACAAACCCUAGCCUUAAAUUUCUGCUCCAAGCAUUUCCUUGUAUGGAGAAGUGUUAUUGUUUCCUCCUCUCAGUGUUUAUGGAGCCCAGCCUGGGAACACUAAGAAGCACCACAUGAUUUAAACGCUCUGGAUCUUCCACAAUAAAACUUACAAAGUGGAUGUUUUCACUGAGGGGAGGAUAGAGCUGUGUCUUUUGAAUUAAAAUACGUAUCUCCCUCCAGUGUAGAGAGCACUAUGAGAAAGUGCUGGAAGAUGUGACAUCCUACACCCCUCGCUACAUGGAGGAGAUGGAAGCCAUCUUUGAGCAGUCUCAGGAGGAGGAGAGGAAGAGGAUCAGCUUCCUGAAGCAGGCCUUCCUCUCCAUCCACAGACAUCUUGAUGUCACUAACAACGAGAGGUGAGGAAAUGUCGAAAAAACAUGUUUAUAGUCAGGUCCAAAAAACUGCUUUGGUCUCUUCAUCUCAUUUCUUUGUUUGCAAUAAUUGUGCAAGGGAAAUUCAUUUAUAACCCAUCCAUUCUUUUGAUCAAGCCAGAUUUUAAAGCAUGAUUUGGAGUAUUUAGGAGAAUGGCUUAUUUGACUGAGAGUUGAGUGAGUUGUGGCUGUUAACUAUAGGCUGCAAGAAAUUAAUAGUAGUCCAACAGAAUUUGGAGUCUGCCUUUCUCAAACAGAGACCGCUAUCUUUGGGCUUUUUGACACCUACAGAGAGCAGUGGACGAUGUCACCAGAACCUUGUCCAUGUUCUGUUCAGUCGUUUGUCCUUUACAAAGAGGUUGAAAUCUUCAUCGAAUAAAAUCAUUGCUCAUAUUUUACAAGUUCUAAACAUGCAAAUUUGGGGGGGGGGGGGGAACUGUCCUUUGACACACAAAGUAGCUCAGGAGGUUGGCAGUAGCUCAGGAGGUAGAGCCGUCAUCCAAUAACCGGAAGGCUGGUGGUACGAUUUCCCUUAUCCCUAGUCUGUCAGUUGUGUACCUGGGCAAGACACUAAACCUUCCUUGCUCCCAGUGUGUGUCCUCCACUGGUGUAUGACUCUAAGUGUUGUGUGGUGGUGGUCGGAGAGGCCGUAGGCGCAAACUGACAGCCAUGUUUCUGUCAGUCUGCCUCAGGACAGCUGUGACUACUAAGGUAGUUUAUCACCACCAAGGUGUGACUGUGUGCGCAAAUGAAUGAUGUAUCCAAUGUAAAGUGCUUUGAGGGUCUUCGAUAAAGCGCUAUAAAAUCUGAUGCAUUAUUUACAAAUCUUGGCUUACUCAAAGUCUGGAUUCACAUCGGCUACUUGUCCUGAUAUGGCAGGCAGCAGCCAUAUCAGAAGUAGGACUAGGACUGUGGUAACCUGGACUAGACUCUUACAGGCAUUAAUACAUCAUAAGUCCACUGUGGUAAUCUUCAGCUGCCAUUAGUAAGAUACGAGGUAAUGAAGGUAAGAAGGUAAGUUUAGGUCUUGAUUGAUAUGUAUGAUGUGGGUAGUUGUGUUUGAUAGUAUCAUAAACCAGCUGUGUGUCUUUGUGUCAGUGUUAAGGCUGUGUACAGUGAGCUUCAUCAAACUCUGAUGGCCAUCAGUGAGCAGGAUGAUGUGAAAUGGUGGAAGAACAACCAUGGCCCAGGCAUGCCAACGGAUUGGCCAAAGGUUGAGGUGAGUGACAAGGUCUUCUCCAAUAAAAAACACACACAAUUAAGACUAUUGAACUAAAUUCAAACAAUAGAUACAAGCCCAUUGUAAAAAAGCCACACAAAAAUGUGUAUUUCCAUGGUCUUACAAACCUUUUAUGCUUUCUAUGUCUUCCCUCAGGAAUGGGUCCCACCAGUUAAAAAGCUGAAUAGAAAGAAGAGGGACAAGAAAAGAAAAGACAGUCGGCCGUAAAUAAUUUCAUAUCAAGAAAAUUCUAGUUAAAUCAGUAUCUUUUUUUUUUUUCAAUAUUCAAACACCCAUGUUUUUUUCUUGUCAGUGUGAUGAUUGGGGGAGUGAAGGUGCGAGCUCUGUACGAUUACGUGGGAGAGGAAGGAGAUGAGCUGUCCUUUAAAGCAGGUAACACAUCCAAGUAUGAUGUUAUGAAAACUGGUUAAAGCUACAACAGCCAAACUUCGACAUAAAACCAGCCUUUGUAUGAGCUGACAUCUGUGUAGGAAGACAGAAAUACUCAGUAUUAAUCAUUUCCUUAGAGGUAUUGACAGACAUACUGUACAUAUACAUUUAUAUACUGUAACUGUGCUGUGGACAGUUUACUGAUGACUUCUGGGUAUUGUUGUUUAAAAAAGGUGUUGUUCAUCAUUUUAUUAUCUAUAUUGGCACUGGAUGAUUGGUGGCUUGAUGAAUAUUACAGUGUUUCGUGAUACAAAUGUUAAAAUAUAUGAUUGUAAACUAAAUUAAUGUUGCCUUAUAAGUUUGUCUGUAGCUUAGCCUGGGAAGGUUCUGGUUUGUUGGAUCAGGAUCAUAGUUAUUGAAGAUGUUGUACUUUACCAGACUCUUAUUCUCUUCAACUGUGACAAAUUUUAUGUCUUUCAGGUGAAGUGUUUUUAAAAGUGGAGGAGGAGGAUGACCAGGGUUGGUGUCGAGGUGUCCUAAGUGAAGGGAAGGAGGGCUACUACCCAGCAAACUACGUUGAAGUUGCUGAGUGA
Messenger RNA from Xyrichtys novacula (pearly razorfish), 5185 nucleotides. The record is from the annotation of a GenBank genome assembly. NCBI's taxonomy places the organism in Eukaryota, Metazoa, Chordata, Actinopteri, Labriformes, Labridae.